AAAAAUUUCAAGGUUAUUAUUGUCAGAUAGUAAGUGCCAGUGGAUAAUUUUAAAAAUAAUGAUCAGUAAUCUAAUUGUCGCCCUGCAGUAACCAAGAUAGUAAAUACAAUAAUAACAUUUUAUUAAAAUACAUAGCAAAAUAUUUAUUUUCACAUAUUGUCUGUAUUACAAUUUUAUUCCUGUUAUGUAAUUAAUAUAUUUUCAAAUAAGUGAACAUGUUAAACCUAAGAUCACUGAAAAACAAGGGUAUUAAAUAAUUGUGGAAUAAUUGGAAUAUCCGAGUUUCAAAAAAUAGGCAGCUUAAGGGUGUCAUAAUGGCAUACAACUUGGAUUGGAUCAUUCCUAGAUUAAGGAGCCCUACCACAAUUUGGAAAAUUGCUAGUGCUGUUACCGUAUGUGCUGUGGGUCUAUUUAGCAAAAUUUUAAUCCGUAAUAAUCUCUUUAAUCGAGCUAAAGUUCACAAUAGACAUGUUAUAAGCGAUUUAUUAGAUAAUAGGCCUAAACAAGUACCUUUGAUAACAGUUUCAAAUCACCAUUCAUGCUUUGAUGAUCCUGGUAUAUGGGGAACAUUAAAUUUGAGGCAUCUUCUAAGUCCUAAGGUGAUGAGGUGGUCACUUGCGGCGCAUGAUAUUUGUUAUACUUGCGCUCAACACGCGUAUUUUUUCAGUCUUGGUAAAUGUAUACCGGUGGUUCGAGGUGCUGGGGUUUACCAGGAUGCCGUGGACUUUUGUAUAGAACAACUUGCUAAAGGCGGAUGGGUGCAUCUUUUUCCAGAAGGUAAAGUAAACAUGACUAAAGAAAAUAUGAGGUUUAAGUGGGGCGUUGGCAGAAUGAUCUACGAAGCGCCUGUAACGCCCAUAGUUUUACCUAUUUGGCAUAUAGGAAUGGACGAUGUGUUACCUAAUGAACCGCCUUACGUUUUGAAAUUUCGAAAAAACCUCACCUUCAACUACGGCCAACCUCUAGAUUUAUCCGAAAUGGUUAACACUUUAAGAAACAAAAAUGUUACCGAAGAACAGGCUAGGAAACACAUUACAGACUUUUUGCAAGAAACGUUAUUAAAGUUGAAAGAACAAACAGAAGAAUUGCAUCAAAAAAAUUUCAAAGUAAAAUCAUGACAACGGCCUAAUAUUAGUGAUAAAUAAUUAUUUUUAGGUAUAUCAGAACAGAUUGGCUUGUAUUUAAUUUUAUUUUUAAAUUGUUAAUUAUCUACACCGGCUAUAUUAAAAAAAAUCUUUCUACUCAUGCCA
This is a messenger RNA of Diorhabda sublineata, 1250 nucleotides long. It is a transcript of the gene Taz, whose product is annotated as tafazzin. Lineage: Eukaryota; Metazoa; Arthropoda; Insecta; Coleoptera; Chrysomelidae. The record is from RefSeq and is a predicted model, not a curated record. Gene Ontology annotation, molecular function: 1-acylglycerophosphocholine O-acyltransferase activity. Gene Ontology annotation, cellular component: mitochondrial membrane. Bases 315 to 1118 code for a protein of 267 amino acids. Gene Ontology annotation, biological process: inner mitochondrial membrane organization; cardiolipin acyl-chain remodeling. The transcript is spliced from 4 exons.